This is a messenger RNA of Alexandromys fortis (reed vole), 1523 nucleotides long. RefSeq names its product membrane anchored junction protein (gene Majin). The transcript has 10 exons. Bases 292 to 999 code for a protein of 235 amino acids. Gene Ontology annotation, cellular component: nuclear inner membrane. Gene Ontology annotation, biological process: meiotic attachment of telomere to nuclear envelope; homologous chromosome pairing at meiosis. NCBI's taxonomy places the organism in Eukaryota, Metazoa, Chordata, Mammalia, Rodentia, Cricetidae. Gene Ontology annotation, molecular function: DNA binding. The record is from RefSeq and is a predicted model, not a curated record.
AGUUGGACUAGAGCAUAGCCCGUAGUCUGAAGUCUUUGGGAUCGGCGCUAUCUCUGAGAAAAGGUUUCUGAGCGGGAACUCAAGCGUGGCCAUUUUUCUGAGGUGUGCGAGUGACAAAGUGUGGCCGAACUGGGCGCUUCAAGCUGAGGAGGACACUACCUCCUCAGCACAACCACAGAACCCUUCUCCAGAGUCCUCAGGAAGGAGGAAGCACCAUUGCUUACCCAGUUUCCAGAAGCCAUCCCUGAUUCCCAUUUCCAGCCCUUCCGAGAAGGCUACCAUCAAGACACAAUGAGUUUAAAACCGUUCACCUACCCUUUUCCAGAGACAAGGUUCCUUCAUGCAGGACCCAAUGUGUAUAAGUUCAAAAUCAGAUAUGGUGACAGUAUCAGAGAAGAAGAAAUAGAGGACAAGGAAGUCGUCAUCCAGGAGCUGGAGGAUUCUAUCCGUGCAGUCUUGGCAAACAUGGACAGCCUGCAGCCCUUUGUUACAGAACACUUCACUGUAUUUCCCUAUAAAAGCAAGUGGGAGAGAGUUUCCCACCUGAAGUUUAAACACGGAGACAUCAUCUUGACUCCCUACCCAUUUGUUUUCACUCUGUAUGUCGAGAUGAAAUGGUUUACUGGAAACAUGCCUACAGGAAAACCAACAGAUGAUAGUCCUCUUGAGUUGGUCCUAGCUGAGAAGAAAGCAGAAGAAACCACAAUGCGGAAACGAAAACUUGUAGAUGAGCCCAACUCCCCUAGCAGACCAAGACCAUACAGGGCCAAGAUAGAGACUUCUAGUGAAGCCUUCAGUAAUCAGAAGCCCCUGAAGAAAAACCAGAGGGUGGUGAUGGUGCACGCCUUUAAUCCCAGCACUCAGGAGACAGACAGGCGGAUCUCCGUGAGUUUGAGUCUAACCUGGUCUUCAGAACAAGUUCGAGAACAGGCUCCAAAGCUACAGAGAAACCCUGUCUCAAGGGGGAAAAAAAAGAAUUAUUCUUUCAUGCUUUCAUGAAACUAGACCUAGGCCUUCUAAAUCCUUCCUUUCUGUCUAGGGGGUAAGAAUGGUUUUCUUCCUCCCUUUAGCUCUGUAUAGGAAUAUGAGCCUGGGCCUGCCCACUGCAGACCUCCAUCUGAAGUGUUUAUGAGGAAGCUCAUCUCAGGGAGAUCUUCCAUUCUGACUUGAAAGUUAUGCUUAGAAUUGGGAUCAGAGAUGACUUCCUCGGGACUUAUUGCGACUCUGCCUCUCCAUCCACCCUGUACAAAUUCUUCACCAGAAGCACAACCUGAAUAGCAUACAUGCUGCUGUGCACUCAGGUGCACAGGCUAUGCUGGGUGAGGACGAGCCAGCUGGCGGAUAUUCCCAAGAAAUGUAUGCCUGUGUUUCUGACCUUCAGAAUGUUUACUGGAAAUGCAGACCUGGAACCAUGAAGGAAUUUCACCAACAGAUGAAGGAAUUUCUACCAAGCAGUGACACACGGAGAGAUAUAAGAUCGCACUGUAUUAUACUGGCUGUUUAGCUGUCCUGCUUUCACCAUG